This is a messenger RNA of Peromyscus leucopus (white-footed mouse), 4337 nucleotides long. RefSeq names its product WD repeat domain 26 (gene Wdr26). Gene Ontology annotation, cellular component: GID complex. NCBI's taxonomy places the organism in Eukaryota, Metazoa, Chordata, Mammalia, Rodentia, Cricetidae. Gene Ontology annotation, molecular function: protein binding. Gene Ontology annotation, biological process: proteasome-mediated ubiquitin-dependent protein catabolic process. The record is from RefSeq and is a predicted model, not a curated record.
CAGCUGGGGGAAGAAUCAACACACCAGGGAGCGGAGCGGUGCGGACCGAGCACCGAGGCGGCCGCUGCCUCCGCCGCCGCCGCCUCCGCCGCCGCCGCCGGGCCUCCCGCUUCGAGCCCGCGCCCCCGCCAGUGCCCGCGAGCCCCGGGCCGCGCCGCGAGCGCCUCCGGAGGGGGGGGGAAGGGCCCGGUCCUCCUUCUCCCCCUCCUCCCGCCCCACCGACCCCCGCCGCGCCCCGCCGGCCUCCCACCACGGCCUCUCUCGGCGAGGAAACUCUGGCCUCCGCUUCCUCCUCCUCCGACUCGGACGCCGGCGGAGCCUCCCCGCCCCCGCGGAAGAAGCCCCGAGCCUCGGCGGCGGAGGGAGCAGGAGAGCCCGGGGCCUCGGCCGGCCGAGCAGGCCUCCCCCCCCCGCCCUCGCCUCGCCCUCGCCGGCCGCCGCCUCCUCCUCCGUGGUGGUGGUGGUGGGACUGCCUCCGGCCGCCCCCGCCGCCCCCCAGCGGAGCAGCGGCCACAGCCUGGUCAGCGGCGGCAGCAUGCAGGCCAACGGGGCGGGAGGAGGCGGCGGCGGGGGCGGCGGGGGCCAGGGCCAGACCCCGGAGCUCGCCUGCCUGUCGGCGCAGAACGGGGAGUCGUCCCCCUCGGCGGCGUCCGCGGGGGACCUGGCCCACGCCAACGGGCUCCUGCCUGCCGCCCCCUCCGCCGCUGGCAACAAUAGCAACAGCCUGAGUGUCAAUAACGGGGUUCCCGGCGGGGCCGCCGCGGCCUCCGCCACCGCCGCCGCCGCCCUGGCCACCCCCGAGCUGGGCAGCAGCCUCAAGAAGAAGAAGCGGCUCUCGCAGUCGGAUGAGGAUGUCAUUAGGCUCAUAGGACAGCACCUCAAUGGCCUGGGGCUCAACCAGACUGUUGACCUCCUCAUGCAAGAGUCAGGAUGUCGUUUAGAACAUCCUUCUGCUACCAAAUUCCGAAAUCAUGUCAUGGAAGGAGACUGGGAUAAGGCAGAAAAUGACCUGAAUGAACUAACUUUAGUGCAUUCUCCUCAUGCUAUUGUGAGGAUGAAGUUUUUGCUGCUGCAGCAGAAGUACCUGGAAUACCUGGAGGAUGGCAAGGUCCUGGAGGCACUUCAGGUUCUCCGCUGUGAACUGACGCCACUGAAAUACAAUACAGAGCGCAUUCAUGUUCUUAGUGGGUAUCUAAUGUGUAGCCAUGCGGAAGACCUACGGGCAAAAGCUGAAUGGGAAGGCAAGGGAACAGCUUCCCGCUCCAAACUACUGGACAAGCUUCAGACCUAUUUACCACCAUCAGUGAUGCUUCCCCCACGGCGUUUACAGACUCUCCUGCGGCAGGCGGUGGAGCUGCAGAGGGACCGGUGCCUCUACCACAACACCAAACUUGACAGUAACCUAGAUUCUGUGUCUCUGCUGAUAGAUCAUGUUUGUAGUAGGAGACAGUUCCCCUGUUACACUCAGCAGAUACUUACGGAGCAUUGUAAUGAAGUGUGGUUCUGUAAAUUCUCUAAUGAUGGCACUAAGCUAGCAACAGGAUCAAAGGACACCACAGUUAUCAUAUGGCAAGUUGAUCCCGAUACACACCUGCUCAAGCUGCUUAAAACCUUAGAAGGACAUGCGUAUGGUGUUUCUUACAUUGCAUGGAGUCCAGAUGACAACUAUCUUGUUGCUUGUGGCCCAGAUGACUGCUCUGAGCUUUGGCUUUGGAAUGUACAAACGGGAGAACUAAGAACAAAAAUGAGCCAGUCUCAUGAAGACAGUUUGACCAGUGUAGCCUGGAAUCCAGAUGGGAAACGCUUCGUGACUGGAGGUCAGCGUGGGCAGUUCUAUCAGUGUGACCUGGAUGGAAAUCUUUUGGACUCCUGGGAGGGGGUGCGAGUGCAAUGCCUAUGGUGCUUGAGUGAUGGGAAGACUGUGCUGGCGUCUGACACACACCAGAGGACGGGCUACAACUUUGAGGACCUUACAGAUAGGAACAUAGUACAAGAAGAUCAUCCUAUUAUGUCAUUUACUAUUUCAAAAAAUGGCCGAUUAGCUUUGUUAAAUGUAGCAACUCAGGGAGUUCAUUUAUGGGACUUGCAAGACAGAGUUUUAGUAAGGAAAUAUCAAGGUGUCACACAAGGGUUUUAUACAAUUCAUUCAUGUUUUGGAGGCCAUAAUGAAGACUUCAUCGCUAGUGGCAGUGAAGAUCACAAGGUUUACAUCUGGCACAAACGAAGUGAACUGCCGAUUGCGGAGCUGACAGGGCACACGCGCACAGUAAAUUGUGUUAGCUGGAACCCACAGAUGCCAUCUAUGAUGGCCAGUGCCUCAGAUGAUGGCACUGUGAGAAUAUGGGGACCAGCACCUUUUAUAGACCACCAGAAUAUUGAAGAGGAAUGCAGUAGCAUGGAUAGUUGAUGGCGAAUUGGAGCAGACGACUUCUGUUUAACUUAAAAUUAGUCGUAUUUUAAUGGCUUGGGAUUUGGUGCAAACAAACAUGAUUGAUAGCUGGACAGACAUGCUCGUCAUGAAAAAAGAACCAUUUCUGAAGCCCGAUUGGGGCCAAACCUUUACACCUUGCUUCAUAGUAACCAGUUGAUGAAGCACGUCGUUAGAACGUUGUUGGACACCAUGUUGAAUAUUCCCCAUCGGUUGUGAAGAACUGUACUGCAUCCAGGCUUACCCAUUGAACUCAGUAUAUAUAUUUUUUCCCUCCUGCCUUUUGUCUGGUGGGAUACCAUACUUGUUGCUCUUCUGUGUAAUGAAGUUCAAAUGCUUGUUUGGAAACUUUAUUUAACAGUUUAGAAGGCGUGAUAGGAAGAGUUCCUUAGUCUGAAGAGUAUACAUUGGACAGGAAAGAAUUUUCCUUUUGUUUCUCCAAAUCUUUCCGCCUUAUUUAGCUUGAGAUCUUUGCAGCUUGGUUCAUGGAUCCUAGCCUUGCCCGUUGCGCAGUAUAUACUGAUCAGAUGACAAACCAGUGAACUAUGUCAAAAGCACUCUCAAUAUUACAUUUGACAAAAAGUUUUGUACUUUUCACAUAGCUUGUUGCCCCGUAAAGGGUUAACAGCACAAUUUUUUAAAAAUAAAUUAAGAAGUAUUUAUAGGAUUAAAGUGACUUCAUUUGUAUACAUUUGGAAUCUAAACCAGCUUAAAAAACAGUUUCCUCUGUGACUCAGAUAUGCAGUGUAACUGAUGCUCUUCUGGGGUACCACCUGAGACAUGGCAUGGUCAGAAACAGUGCUCAGAAGGACAUGGCACAGGAAAGCCAGAGAGAUACUCUGAAGUUCCCCCUUCUUAUUUUAUUCCCGAAGGGACAUCAGUAUCGAUGUUGAAGAAAUUCAAGAUUCAAAAGGAGAAUUUUAUAAAUACACCAACAUGAAAAAUCAGCUCUCAAUCUAGGUUUUCACAAAAGCUUGUUCCAAGUUCUUCUGGACUUGGUGUGAUCUAGUAAAGUAGAGAUCAGAAGAUAGACCCACUUGGGGAAUUUAUAGUGUCGUUGAGACUUAGAAUUCAGCAGGUUACAAACAUACGUCAACUGGGAUUCAAACCUCAGUCAUUUCUCCUAAUUGCCCUUAAUGCCCAACAUAUAGGGACACUGGAAUUUAACAAAGAUUCCUUCUCAACUUCUCAGAUGUUGCCAUACUGAACCUCAUUCAAACUGGUGCUGUGGAUAGUCUUUCCCUCUCCUCCCCCUUUUAGUUUAUGGGAUGGUUUCCUUUAUGGAAAAAGGCUCUCAUUUUGAAGACUCUACAUCUAAUGUCUGAUGUUCACGGUGUUUUUAAACCCCACAGCUGCUGGGUCUAACAGUCUCUCUUGAAAUUCCCUGUUUUUCAGUAGAGGAUGAUCAGGGUGACCACAGCUAUUGGAAAGAGAAGUGGAAUUACUCCCAAAGUAAGAUCCUGGGGAAGAAAAAAAAUCUGGUAUCAAGUUGCCCUUGAGGCCAAGCCACAUCCCCAGCAUGCUCACCACGAUCAAUCACACCCCUCAUGGCUCCGAGAGAGGAGCGAGGCCUGGAGUGUAGGGCGCAGAAGGAGGGAUAGCAGCAGGGAGGGGAAGCCAGGAGAAGGAAGAAAAAGAAGACACAUUUGGCCUUAAAGUAGAGUUCAUUCUCCCAAAGCUCCUAGUGAGGAAAUGAGAGGUUGUAGUCAGCAAUGAUUUUAUCAAAUUGGUGUGUAAAAAGAUUACAUCAAGCUUCAUUUUGCAGAGACCACCACUUUAGAAAACCAGAGAAAUCCUGUUUUGAUACUUCUAAGUUAAAAUAAUAUGUUACCGUUUAUCUGGUACUUCAUUUCUUUACUAAAUUACUUUUCACUUUAAGCUUGAAUAAAAAUUUUCAUUUGUAACUGUA